This is a messenger RNA of Heterostelium album PN500, 294 nucleotides long. RefSeq lists its product as uncharacterized. NCBI's taxonomy places the organism in Eukaryota, Evosea, Eumycetozoa, Acytosteliales, Acytosteliaceae. Bases 1 to 294 code for a protein of 97 amino acids. The transcript is spliced from 3 exons. The record is from RefSeq and is a predicted model, not a curated record.
AUGUCAGUUUAUCAAAAGACAGUAACUCAUGCACCAGCAACCUUGAACAACAAUACAAAUAACACCAGUGAUGAUGAUGAUUGGGAUACCGAUGCUGACUAUGUCAAUGAUAUCUCAGAGAAAGAUCAACGUUGGGGAUCUAAAUUAAUUCAACCAGAGGUAUUGGAGGCACCAAUGCACGAUCUUCGUGAACAAAACUUUGCAAGAGACGCUGAGAACUUGAAAAAGGAAUAUGAAGCAAAGAAAAUUUUAUACGGAGGUGAACGUGCUGCCUCAAACAACAAAGAUCUUUAA